Molecule: messenger RNA, 837 nt
Organism: Chrysemys picta bellii (western painted turtle)
Lineage: Eukaryota; Metazoa; Chordata; Testudines; Emydidae
Source: RefSeq, a predicted model, not a curated record
AUGAUUGGGAACUCCAUCAUCAUCACCUUGGUAUGCAUUGACUGCCGCCUGCAGUCACCCAUGUGUUUCUUCCUUUGCAAUCUGUUCCUCAUUGAAAUCCCCAUGAUUAUGACUGUGGUCCCAAAAAUGCUGGAGAACUUCCUAUCAGGGAGGAAUACCAUCUCCUUUUAUGGCUGCCUGGGUCAGUCCUACUUCUAUUUCCUGCUGGGCAUUUCAGAGUAUGUCUUGUUGGUCACAAUGUCCUACAAUCAAGAUGUGGGCAUAUGUUACCCACUGAACUACAGCACCAUCAUGAAUAGAAAGGUCUGCGUCUGGCUGGUGGUGGGAUCAUGGAUGGGGGGAUUCUUCUCCAUCUUGGUCCCUACCGUGAUCAAACUUGGAUUGCCCUACUGUGGCCCCAACAUCAUCAACCGUUUCUUCUGCUAUCGCACGCCCUUGUUAUACCUCUCCUGUGCCAACAUCUGGCUGGUGGAAUUCAUCAACUUCAUCAUCUCGCUGCCUGUGUUGCUAGGCUCCGUGAUGCUGAUGGUCAUCUCCUACGUGUAUAUUAUCUGCACCAUCAUCUGUAUCCCAUCCGCCAAAGGCAGGGAGAAAGCUUUCUCCACCUGUGCCUCUCAUUUCACUGUGGUCACCAUUGGCUAUGGCACUUCCAUCUUCAUCUACAUCAUGCCCUUGCAAGUCAGCUCCAUGAAUCUCAACAAGGUCACCUCUUUGAUGACCACAGCAGUGACCCCAAUGCUCAACCCACUCAUAUUCAGCCUCAGGAACCAGAAGGUCAAGGAGGUGUUGAGGGUCUCAAUUGACAAGUGCCUGGGGCUCAUCAAACACACACUCUGA